Hibiscus syriacus is the source of this 1389-nucleotide messenger RNA. RefSeq lists its product as uncharacterized. The transcript is spliced from 4 exons. Bases 644 to 1246 code for a protein of 200 amino acids. Lineage: Eukaryota; Viridiplantae; Streptophyta; Magnoliopsida; Malvales; Malvaceae. The record is from RefSeq and is a predicted model, not a curated record.
CUAUUUUCAUUCUAUUUUCUCUGCUAAUUCCAAGGAAUAAUUUCCAUUUAAAUUCUGAACGAUCUUCACGUUUUUGUUAUUCUCCGGUUUGAAAGCACAUCAAAAAAAGGAAAAGAAACUUCAAUGGAGCAUAAUCUCCGGCGGAAUUUUCCUGCUCCGGCUUCGGAUCCUUUGGCCUGUCUCAGUGAGUUGACUCAGACGAAAUCGGGCUCACCCGCCUCUGGUGUAACCAUUGAGAGCUUCCGAGAUCCCAUUGCAAAUGCAACACCGGUUUAGCACGAAUAAAAUGGUGGAUUGAGACCAAAGGUUGGAUGAAUGAUCUGGAAUAGUCCACAUUCUUGUUUAAAAUGCUAUAUGAAUCUUGAAGAUACACUGAGGUGUAAUGCUAGAUUUGUGAGAAAAUAACUUAUGUCAUUCUUUAUGCCCAAGGCUAAGCAUUUGGAUAGAAAAGUGCAUUAACUAAGACCCUUAAUGGAAGAAGAUAGUUUUGAGUUGGAUUAAUUGGUUCUUUUAUUUUUUACUUGAGUAGUUAUCUCAUACUAGUUUCUUCCGCUUUUUAGUUCUAUGGGUCAUUGUGCUAUUAUGGAGAUCUACUGUUUGGCCUUCAGUUAUUUGAAAUCACUAUGGAUUGGAUGGUAAGUUUAUGAAUGUCCUCUAUUGGGGAAAACUCUUCUUUCUUUAUCAGUUAGUCUUGUGUAAAUGGUUGAACACCCCUCCCCAAUUAUAUGGUGAUUUAUUUUCCUCUUUAUGGUUAUACCUCUCUUAUGAUUGUGUGUGCCGCAUGUGGGAGCCAUGUCCAACUCAAUUGCGUGCCAAAGUACAUAAUUCUUCUCAUCAGUUUGGCUACUACCAGAAGAGCGAUGACCCGUUGUUGGACAGCACUGCUGAUUCUAGUGAUAACCGGGAAAGUCUGUUACAUCAUGUUACGCCUGCUGGCUCAAGAGAAACUGUGGUUGCCGAUGGUGGAACGAACUCGGGAAGUAACACGUCCUUAGAUGGCUGCACCAGUGGUAAAUUUAGCCUCAAUCUGCAAGCAAACUUCCUCUUCCUAUUGCCUUCAUUCAUUUCUGUUAUGAGUUUCCCCGUUCCAUGCCUACCGGUUAUGCAUCGCACUUUCCCAGAGGUUUGGGAUCAGAAUUUUGUUGAUGAAGACCGAAGAGAAAAGACCGGUGUCUCUUGGGCGAAGCUCUUGAAGACAACAGCAAUGUAUGAUGCUUCAACCAAUGAUACAUAUAUUUGGGCGUGAGUGAAAUCCGGCAAGUUCUCACCCGGUGCUCUUUUGUGGAAGAAUGCAAUUCAAAUGGGUGGUUUUGCAGUUAGAAGAUUUGGUAUAGAUAGAUGCAUAGAUAGAAUUCUUUUCUUCUUUUUGUCCUCUAUCAUUAGAUCCGA